CCGGGGGCGGCGGAGCGAGGGCCCCUGCGGCGGGGGCGCGAGCGCGGGCGGCCGAGCGCCAUGGGCCCCGGGACCCCCGCGCUCUGACCCGGCCGGGGCCGACGAUGCUGACACCGCGGCAGCGCCGAGGACGCGGCGCGGGGCAGCGCUGAAAGUUGGGCAGCCCACGGGGAGCCGCGCGGGACGGCGCGGAGGCUCGGAGGCCCGGAGACCCGACAGACAGACCCGCAGGCGGCCGGGGCGGGGGCGGGGCCGGCCCGCCGAGUUCGCGGGGAGGGGGCGCCCGGACUCCCCUCUCCCCGCCGGGACGCCGCCCGCCCGACCGCGCCGUGGGAUGUAGCGCCCGCUGGCCGCUUCCCGGACGCUCGUCGGACCCUCCGCCCCGCGAUGGCGAGCAGGAGCACCUGGCUGGAAGAGUUAGUGGUGGAACCAGGACCUGAAGCCAGGUUUCCCGACUCCCAGUCCCGUGUUCUUACAGCGCCGUCAUCUUCACCUUCACCUUCAUCUUCAUCGCCACCGCCAUCGUCAUCAUCAGCAUAUUCUGUUCAUUUUACCUGCAAUGCCCCAUUGAACCGUCAGCUGAUGUUUCUAUCAUGUAGUCGUUACCAGUUUGGCCUCAGUGGCUCAGUGAGGCCCUGCAUCUCCCCAGGUGACCACGCCGGCUUCAGGACAUGCACGGGCACAGCCGAAACGGGCAGGCCCACGUGCCCCGGCGGAAACGCCGCAACCGCUUCGUCAAGAAGAACGGCCAGUGCAAUGUCUACUUUGCCAAUCUGAGCAACAAGUCGCAGCGCUACAUGGCGGACAUCUUCACCACCUGCGUGGACACGCGCUGGCGCUACAUGCUCAUGAUCUUUUCUGCAGCCUUUCUCGUCUCCUGGCUCUUUUUUGGUCUCCUGUUCUGGUGUAUCGCCUUCUUCCACGGUGACCUGGAGGUCAGUCCAGCAGUGGCCUCGGCAGGGGCCGCAGUGGGCAGUGGUGGGGCGGCCCCAGCAGCCCCCAAGCCCUGUAUCAUGCACGUGAACGGCUUCCUGGGCGCCUUCCUGUUCUCAGUGGAGACACAGACAACCAUCGGCUACGGGUUCCGGUGCGUGACGGAGGAGUGCCCGCUGGCAGUCAUCGCCGUGGUGGUCCAGUCCAUUGUGGGCUGUGUCAUCGACUCCUUCAUGAUCGGCACCAUUAUGGCCAAGAUGGCCCGGCCCAAGAAGCGGGCGCAGACACUGCUGUUCAGCCACCACGCGGUCAUCUCGGUGCGCGACGGCAAGCUCUGCCUGAUGUGGCGCGUGGGCAAUCUGCGCAAGAGCCACAUCGUGGAGGCCCACGUGCGGGCCCAGCUCAUCAAGCCCUACAUGACCCAGGAGGGCGAGUAUCUGCCGCUGGACCAGCGGGACCUCAAUGUGGGCUACGACAUCGGCCUGGACCGCAUUUUCCUGGUGUCGCCCAUCAUCAUCGUCCACGAGAUCGACGAGGACAGCCCACUCUACGGCAUGGGCAAGGAGGAGCUGGAGUCGGAGGACUUCGAGAUCGUGGUCAUCCUCGAGGGCAUGGUGGAGGCCACCGCCAUGACCACCCAGGCCCGCAGCUCCUACCUGGCCAGCGAGAUCCUGUGGGGCCACCGCUUUGAGCCCGUGGUCUUCGAGGAGAAGAGCCACUACAAGGUGGACUACUCGCGCUUCCACAAGACCUACGAGGUGGCCGGCACGCCCUGCUGCUCUGCCCGCGAGCUGCAGGAGAGCAAGAUCACCGUGCUGCCCGCCCCGCCCCCCCCACCCAGUGCCUUCUGCUACGAGAACGAGCUGGCCCUCAUGAGCCAGGAGGAAGAGGAGAUGGAGGAGGAGGCAGCCGCCGCCGCUGUGGCUGCGGGCCUGGGCCUGGAGGCGGGCUCCAAGGAGGAGGCGGGCAUCAUCCGAAUGCUGGAGUUCGGCAGCCACCUGGAUCUGGAGCGCAUGCAAGCCACCCUCCCGCUGGACAACAUCUCCUACCGCAGGGAGUCUGCCAUCUGACCUCCGGGAGCUGCCCUCCCUGCUUCCCGUAGAGCCUCUUUCGGGGUGGGAGGCCAGGACGCCCCUCUGCACUCAGGACAGGCCUGACUCUGGCUCCGUGGACCUUCUGGAGGGAGUUGGGGGCUUCAAGAACUGGGGCAUCCCUUCCUACUGACUCCAGAGCCCAGGCCUGAGAAGGGCCCAGGAUACCCUCAGUCCUACCAGCCCAGGUUCCCCAGCACCCACCCACCGGCAGCUUGGGAACCCCAGGCCCACCACUCUUUUCCCACCUACCCUUCAAGGACAUGCCCCUUUGCUCUCAGAACCUUGGGGAAGGCGGCUGGACUGCUAGGGGUGGGGGGUGGGCAUCAUGGGGUUCUGGGGUAGGCAGUGGGUUAGUUUGGGGGGAGGACGGGGGGGUGUUUAUUUUGCAUGACUCUGGCCUGUUGCUCAUGAUUUACUUUUGUAAAUAUCUAUAAAUGGAGAGCUGGAGGCACCAAAUCCACCUUCUGCCAUUUGUACCCACAGGACAAGGAGGUAUAGUCCCCCUCUGUGCCCCCCUCCCCAUCCCAGCCCAUCGAGCCUAGCCCCCUCCCCUGCCCAGCUGGCUGGUGAACAAAGCCAGCCAUCUUGGUCCCCAGAUGGUGUCGGGUUUGUGUGCAGUGGUGGGACCCCAGGGGGCAGGGCGAGAACCACCCCCCUUGUGGUCCCUCCAGGCCCCCCGGGCACAGCCCAGAUGGACAAUGGAGUUUGUAACUAUAUAUUUUUAAUAAAGUAUAUGGUCCACUA
Molecule: messenger RNA, 2771 nt
Organism: Manis pentadactyla (Chinese pangolin)
Lineage: Eukaryota; Metazoa; Chordata; Mammalia; Pholidota; Manidae
Gene: KCNJ4
Product: potassium inwardly rectifying channel subfamily J member 4
Exons: 3
Coding region: 672-2003 (443 amino acids)
Biological process (GO): potassium ion import across plasma membrane; regulation of monoatomic ion transmembrane transport
Cellular component (GO): plasma membrane
Molecular function (GO): inward rectifier potassium channel activity
Source: RefSeq, a predicted model, not a curated record